Messenger RNA from Dermacentor silvarum, 2573 nucleotides. RefSeq lists its product as uncharacterized. The record is from RefSeq and is a predicted model, not a curated record. The coding region runs from base 464 to 1792 and encodes 442 amino acids. Lineage: Eukaryota; Metazoa; Arthropoda; Arachnida; Ixodida; Ixodidae. The transcript has 6 exons.
CCCGACCACAUUCAGCGUUUUUAUCGGCGUUUUUUGGCGCUGCGUCUCUCGGCGUCGUCUCAAGAAUUGCGCCAGAGAGGGCGAGCAGCCACACGAGCGUCACGCGGACCAGCGCCAGCGCAGCGUCGCACAAUGUGACCAGAUUGGUUUAACCAGAAACCUCCAAAAUUAUUGUGCAAUGUCAAUCAUAAUAGCUAUACUAAGUAUUGUUGAAUGCUAUAUUUAUGCUUUAUUUAUUAGUUUUACGCGAAAGAAAAUUUCAGGGCAGUGCAGAAAAAAUACUCCUAUAACACAAAUCCAUGCUUCAGGAACCUGGCAGCGAUAUCGACGAGAACAUCGCGAGCGGUCCUCGUGAGCGUAGUGAGCGUACGUUCAAGCGUUUUGUUCCUGGCGUGCGGAGCUGAGCUGGCUGAGCUUAGUGCUAAGUAGCUGGUUUGUCUUCCGAGACGCCAUACGCCACAUCAUGGAAAGAAGGCAGCAACUUUUGUUGCUAAAAAAGAAGCUCCUUCUUCUCAUUAUCUUGAAACGGCAAGAUCGACGACGCCGGCGCUGGUGGGUGCGACCCGUGUUCAUGCACCGAAAGGAAGAAGGGCUCUAUUACACGGCGAUGCGUCGGAUGAGAGAGGGCGAUCAUGAUUUUUUUUUCAAGUUCUACCGGAUGACCCCACAAAUGUUCGAUGCAUUACUUUCGUUUGUGGUUGACGACCUCAAGCGCGAGUAUGUUGUAAGGGAGCCCCUGGAACCUGGCGAACGGCUUGCAAUAACCUUAAGCUACCUUGCAUCUGGCCAGGAAGUAAAAGACGUGGCCAUGGCAUAUAGAGUGGGCAUCGAGACAGCUCGCCUAUGUAUUCAUUUUUGUUGUAGAGUCAUUUGGGCACGACUAAAGGAUCGCUUCAUGAAGGUACCCUCUGAGGCUGACUGGACUGAAAUUGCCCAAGGGUUUGCCUCUCAGUGGCAAUUUCCCAACUGUUUAGGAGCCGUGGAUGGUAAACAUGUCGCCAUCACAGCACCUGCCAAUUCCGGGAGCCUGUAUUUCAACUACAAGAGCACUUUUUCCAUUGUGCUAAUGGCUGCCGUCGACAGCAACUACCAGUACACCAUCAUUGACGUUGGGGCUCAAGGUCGGCAAAGUGAUGGAGGGAUACUGAAGAACUCCGAAUUUGGGAAGGCACUGGCCAGUGGAACUCUCGGCACACCUUCUGCAAGCUACCUGCCUGGAACAAGAACUGCCGCACCCUAUGCCUUUGUUGGGGAUGAGGCAUUUCAAUUACGCAAGGAUUUUAUGAGACCCUUCCCUGCAAAACAGCUGACUGAUGAAAGGAGGGUCUUCAAUUACAGGCUGAGCAGAGCUAGGAGGUGUGUCGAGAAUGCCUUUGGCAUUACAGCAGCAAGGUGGAGAGUGCUCCUACGCACGAUAAACCUCCAUCCGACCAACGUCGAUUAUGUCAUCAAGGCCGCUUGCAUUCUGCACAACUUUAUUAUGAAGUUAAAUGCACAGACGCAUGGGUAUGUAGAUAGGGAGGACAGCUUUGGCAAUGUGAUACCAGGCCACUGGCGGCAAAGUGUGGAAGGAGAAGCUCGGGAUGGCUCGCAGUCAAAUUAUUUUUCACUUGCUUCGACACAUGCUAGAAAUUUUCCUACAGAGGCAGCAGAUGCGCGAAACAUCUUCACUGCUUACUUUUGCAGCACCUUUGGUGAAGUUGCCUGGCAGUGGCAACAGCCAGGCGUGUCCAAAGAUGUUGCUCUAAAGCAUCUACAGGACGAGCAGCUUUUGCCACUCAUAAGAAAGUGAAUUUCAUUUACUGUAUUUAUUUGAAUAUAGGUCAACCUUUUUUUCUUUAUUCAGAAAUCACCCUGCAUUGCCAGAAGGCAUAAUAGUUCUUUUACAGACACCCUUGUGAACGGGAACAUUCGCCAUUUUCCUUUCGGAGGGUAAUACACCUUCAGAUACAGAUUAAUCAAAUACCAUGUAAAGCUAAAGCGACAGUGCUAUUGCACAGUGUUUCAACACGUGAAGUGAUAUAUCUCAUCAGGACCAACUCCUUUAUUUUCAGCUAUUUCUUGUAAUAGCAUUUUACUCCUGCCACACUGAUUUUUACUGGCUGCAUUGUUGGGACGUCUUUAACAAACUGUAUGGGUCGCACGCAGUGUUAUGAUUGGUUCAAGCGUUUUGAGGACAGGAGAAUGUCGGUCGGUGACGAUCCCAAGCCCAGACCUUCCGCAUCCACAGAUGAUGACCGUGUCGAGAGAGUUCGAACUGUGAUUCGUGGAAAUCGUCUGACUGUUCGAGAAGUCGCUGAUGAAGUGGGUAUUAGCGUAGGAUCAUGUCAUGAACUUUUGCUAGCAAUGCCUUCAGCAAUGCUAGUGAUGUCUGACAUUGGCCUGCUAUGAGCGCUUCUGAGGAGUAUUAAAUAUUCCUUGUACCAGUGAUUCCAGAAGUCUUUUUGCAUUUCUUGAUGCUGUAUCAAUGUUUUAAGCAGCUCAGUAUGGGAGCUAGGCGCUACGGCUACAGUUUGUGAGUGAGGGAGUGCCAUCAGUCGCUUGCCAUACAAGAAAGGAGCAUGUGUCAAGGC